AUGUCAUCGACGAGAGCGCGGCGGAGCGACGGCCGGCAGUUCGGGGUGGGCGGCCGGUGGCGGCACGUGGCGGUGGUCGACACGGGGUGUCGGUGCCGCCCGCGCCGCCAGAGGCUGGCGUCCUUCCUCUGGCCGUCCACGAAGCCGCCGGUGACGAGGAGCAGCAGCAGCUCCCAUCCGUCAUCCUUGUUCCCCUCCUCCGCCUCCACCGCUUCCUCGGCCUCCGCCCGCGUCUACAAGCACCAGCAGGAGCCCUACGGGGCGACGGCAAAGGCGUCGCCGCCGGUUGCGACGAAGAAGGUGGGCAGCAACCCGGCGAAAAAGAGGCGCGAGAAGAUGGCAGCAGCGGCGGCCGAGGAGGAGGAGGUUGGGGUGGCGGUGGAGAAGGAGUCGUCGGACCCGCGCGGCGACUUCCGUGACAGCAUGGUGCGGAUGGUGGUGGAGAUGGGGCUCUGCGACUCGGACGGCCUCCGCUCCAUGCUUCGCCGCCUGCUCGCCCUCAACGCGCCGCCACACCACGCCACCAUCCUCGCCGCCUUCGCCGAGGUCUGCGCCCAGCUCGCCUCGGAGUCUUCAGCGCCGCCGCCUCCGGCGUAUCAAUACACGAGUGACGAGUGACCAUUCGUCGGCUCGGCAAGCCGGCCGGCCAGGUCGUCUGCUCUGCUCGUGUUUCUGUUCUGUGUGGUCUCAAGAUCCUGGCACCACCUGGUGUACACAUAAACCUGCGACUACCAAUAGUGUCGUAUAAUGUGUGUGCUUGUGUGGCCUUCAGUUUUGCAUGAAGGUCAUCAAGGAAGCUUG
This is a messenger RNA of Triticum aestivum (bread wheat), 801 nucleotides long. RefSeq names its product transcription repressor OFP8-like. The transcript has a single exon. The record is from RefSeq and is a predicted model, not a curated record. Gene Ontology annotation, biological process: negative regulation of DNA-templated transcription. NCBI's taxonomy places the organism in Eukaryota, Viridiplantae, Streptophyta, Magnoliopsida, Poales, Poaceae. Bases 1 to 618 code for a protein of 205 amino acids.